AUGCUAACUAACCUUCCAGUCGCUGCCGCCGCCGACGCCGAUGAGGAGACCUCCGUAGAGAACCGAUGGUGCCAACUGAGUGACACAGUCCAGUCGAUCGCCCUGGCUGUCCCCGGACGCGAUCUCUGUCGAGGUCUACAAGCACGGCUGUCCCCAACUCGUGGAUCAUCUGACGGCGCUCUUCCAGGGGAUGUGGCGUCAAGGAGGAGUCCACAGGAUUUAAACGACGGCACAAUCGUCCAUCUCUAUAGGCUGAAAGGUAAUCGCCAGCUCGGCGGCAACCACCGAGGCAUCUCUUCGCUGAAUAUCGCGGGGACGAUCUUCACCCGCAUCUUUCUCAGCCGUUUUAACAACCAUUUGGAGCGGGGUCUUCUGUUUGGAAACCAGUACGGCUUCAACCGUCAUCGUGGAACCACCGACAUGAUCUUCGCCGCCCGCCAACUGCAGGAGAAGUGCCAGGAGAUGCGGACCCACCUCUACUCUACCUUCGUGGAUCUGACAAAAGCAGUUGACACGGUGAAUCGUGACGGAUUGUGGAAAAUCAUGCAGAAAUUCAGCUGUCUCGAGCGAUUCGCUCGUAUGGUGCGUCAGUUCCACAAUGGCAUGACGGCGAGAGUCACGGACGGCAUUCGCAGCAACCAACGGAAUGGAGCAGUGAUGUGUCCUGGCGUCCACCCCCUUCUCCGCCCUACUGAUGGGCGCCUACCGUGA
This is a messenger RNA of Spirometra erinaceieuropaei, 711 nucleotides long. The record is from the annotation of a GenBank genome assembly. NCBI's taxonomy places the organism in Eukaryota, Metazoa, Platyhelminthes, Cestoda, Diphyllobothriidea, Diphyllobothriidae.